AUGGGAGACACACAGGAAAGGGCUUCGUACGCCCUGCCGGAACCCCCCACGCCGGGCGGGACGUCUGGUGGUAGUAGCGUUGGACGAGAAGAGCACUCUCAAGAGCGGCCCAAGCGAGCGAAACGAUCCUUCCUCACCCAGAACGCGUGCACCAGAUGUCGUAGCAAGAAGUCAAAGUGCGACGGUGCGCGCCCUGUCUGCGAACGUUGCCGGAAGCAUGGCGCCGAAUGCAUAUAUGACGUUGCGCAAGAAGGCUUGACGAGGAUGCAGAAUCUGCAGCAGCAGUUGGAGGCGCGGACGGCGGACCACGGCAGGCUCCAGAACUUGUUCAGCCUGUUACAGAACGGUACAGAUCAAGAGGCGACGUCGCUGCUUGCACGCAUGCGUAUGGGCGCGGGCGUCGAUGAGUUGCUGAGUGUUGCGCAGCCUUCACCAAUGUCAUCGAUGAGCCUCCCUGACGGUCCUUCCACUCACCAAUCCUUCCCACGAGAGCAACAACAGCCAGGCGGUUACAUGCAGCAGCAAUACACCACAAGUCCGGCGUCAGACCAGGGCGGCUGGGAACAGUGGCCCCAAGCAGGCAGUCGCAGCAUGUCGAUGUCAUCGGAGUCUCAUCAGGAGGGUUUCCAGCCAUCGGCGGGAAUGGCCCUGCAAGGGUACUAUGCACCACAAGAGCCUUACGACCCCUACUACCACCAGAUGCCGGGCGAAGGAUACGGAUCGCACGAGCAGCAAUGGCAGGGUAACCAAUCGUCGGAGAUCGCGAUGCCGCCUGGCUAUCAGUUUGCAACACCACAAGGGCCUUUUGGAGCUCAGCAACAACCACCACCGCAAGGGCAGCAGCAAGGACAACCUCCGGGAGAGCAGAGGGGUGGACCACAACCGCCUCGUGGGCGUUCGCGAACUUGA
Saxophila tyrrhenica is the source of this 909-nucleotide messenger RNA. RefSeq lists its product as uncharacterized. The transcript has 4 exons. The record is from RefSeq and is a predicted model, not a curated record. Gene Ontology annotation, biological process: regulation of DNA-templated transcription. Gene Ontology annotation, molecular function: zinc ion binding; DNA-binding transcription factor activity, RNA polymerase II-specific. The coding region runs from base 1 to 909 and encodes 302 amino acids. NCBI's taxonomy places the organism in Eukaryota, Fungi, Ascomycota, Dothideomycetes, Mycosphaerellales, Extremaceae.